Amaranthus tricolor (Joseph's coat) is the source of this 1612-nucleotide messenger RNA. RefSeq names its product S-adenosylmethionine synthase 2. Gene Ontology annotation, molecular function: ATP binding; methionine adenosyltransferase activity. The coding region runs from base 171 to 1346 and encodes 391 amino acids. Gene Ontology annotation, biological process: S-adenosylmethionine biosynthetic process. The record is from RefSeq and is a predicted model, not a curated record. NCBI's taxonomy places the organism in Eukaryota, Viridiplantae, Streptophyta, Magnoliopsida, Caryophyllales, Amaranthaceae. Gene Ontology annotation, cellular component: cytosol. The transcript is spliced from 2 exons.
UCACAUUACCAAACAAAUAACUUCUCUCUCCUCCUAUAAAUAUGGAAAUCACUUGGUGUAGUUUGUCCUAGUUAAAGUUUUAUAGUGCCGCAAUCCCAUUUCUUCUUUAGAUCUCCUUUUCCUCUUAAGGACUAUUCCUACAUCUUCCUUCUAUCCCAAUUUCCAAGGAAAUGGAGACCUUCCUAUUCACCUCUGAAUCUGUGAAUGAGGGACACCCCGACAAGUUGUGUGAUCAGGUUUCUGAUGCAGUGCUCGACGCUUGCCUUGCUCAGGACCCCGAAAGCAAGGUUGCUUGUGAAACUUGCACCAAGACCAACAUGGUUAUGGUUUUUGGUGAAAUUACUACCAAGGCCAAUGUAGACUAUGAAAAGAUUGUUCGUGACACAUGCCGUGCCAUUGGCUUCACAUCCGACGAUGUGGGUCUUGAUGCUGACAAGUGCAAGGUCUUGGUUAACAUUGAGCAGCAGAGUCCUGAUAUUGCCCAGGGUGUACAUGGUCACCUUACUAAGCGUCCUGAGGAGAUCGGUGCUGGUGAUCAGGGUCACAUGUUUGGAUAUGCCACCGAUGAGACUCCUGAGCUUAUGCCCCUCAGCCAUGUUUUGGCCACCAAGCUUGGUGCUCGCCUCACUGAGGUGCGUAAGAAUGGGACCUGCGCUUGGUUGAGGCCUGAUGGUAAGACUCAAGUCACUGUUGAGUACUACAAUGAGAACGGUGCUAUGAUUCCUGUCCGUGUUCACACCGUCCUCAUUUCCACCCAACAUGAUGAGACUGUUACCAAUGAUGAAAUUGCUGCUGACCUUAAGGAGCAUGUCAUCAAGCCCGUUAUCCCCGAGAAGUACCUCGACGAGAAGACCAUCUUCCACCUCAACCCUUCUGGCCGAUUUGUGAUUGGUGGACCACAUGGAGAUGCUGGACUUACUGGCCGUAAGAUCAUCAUCGACACAUACGGUGGAUGGGGAGCUCACGGUGGUGGUGCCUUCUCUGGAAAAGACCCAACCAAGGUGGACAGAAGUGGUGCCUAUAUUGUGAGGCAAGCUGCUAAGAGCAUUGUUGCCAACGGGCUUGCUCGAAGGGCCAUCGUGCAGGUGUCAUAUGCCAUUGGUGUCCCAGAACCCUUGUCUGUGUUCGUGGACACCUAUGGAACAGGAAAGAUCCCCGACAAGGAGAUCCUAAAGAUUGUGAAGGAAAACUUUGACUUCAGGCCGGGAAUGAUCUCUAUCAACCUCGACCUCAAGAGAGGAGGCAACGGACGAUUCCAAAAGACAGCUGCCUACGGGCACUUUGGACGAGAUGACCCCGACUUCACCUGGGAGGUUGUGAAGCCCCUCAAGUGCGAGAAGGCAUAAUGUGGGAGGUUGCCACAGCCCACAGGUUACUGUUUUUAGGUCCUUAAUGUUGCUUAAAUAUGGGAAUUAUGUAUGCCUAUAUACUGUUUUUCUUGUCUGAUUUUUUCCAUUGAAAUUGGUUCUGAUUUCAAUUUGAUUCUUGUACUCAUCCAAAACAAAUGGAAUAUUAAUUUGCAUUUUUGGCAUAAGGAGUAGAUUCUAAGUUUCUAGCAAAUACAAUGCUAUUUCUUACCUUUGACAAUAAUAUUCUUUUUGAUCUUUUGGCA